Messenger RNA from Orbicella faveolata, 2263 nucleotides. RefSeq lists its product as uncharacterized. The record is from RefSeq and is a predicted model, not a curated record. NCBI's taxonomy places the organism in Eukaryota, Metazoa, Cnidaria, Anthozoa, Scleractinia, Merulinidae.
CUCAUUUUGCAUAUGGAGGUCAAGAUUACCCAAGAUUUCAUCUUCUUCUAGUUAUCGCUGCACACAAAACAACAGUCAGGAAACAUGUCUUCUUAUUCAGAAACUUCGAGCGAGGAGAGGAGACGAAGAAGACGAGAACAACGCGCUGAGCAAGAGACAUCGGAGGAAAUGGACGAAGCGGCUAAGAGAAGAGAGGCACGCAGAAAAGAACGUGAGGCACGGCGUGCGGAAAGAGAUGCAGAAGAUGCUGCCGAUGAAGAAAAGAGGAAAAAGGAAAGGGAAGAAAGGCGAAAAAAGAGAGACACAGGAAAAGAUGAAUCUGCUGAAGAGAGUGCAUCAGCUCGCCGUCGCCGUGAAAGAGAGGAAGAAGAGAAGAGAAAAGCUGAGGAGGAAGCAGCAGAACAAAGGCUAAGAGAAGAAGAAAAGCGAAGAGAACAAGAAAGACGAAGGCGCGAAGAAGAGGAAGAAGAGGAAAGGAGAAGAAUGGAGGAGGAGAAAAAUCGUCUAAAUCAAGAUCAUGUUGAUGCAGAUGAGGGUGAUGAAGAGGAAGACGAGGAGGAAGAAGAGGAAGAGGAAGAAACCAUCAUGGAUCGACUAAGUCCCCAGAAAAAGCAGGCAAUUCUUGAGGGGCUGGCUAAUGAGCUGCGCCGAAUAGUUGAAGAGCGAGAAGCCAAGAGUGUGCCAGCUUCCCAGCAGGAACUUGACGAACUUGACCUCAAACUGCGCUCCCUUCGAACACAGCUGCGAAAAGCAGAGGAAAAUUCUAAUGUGCUUGCGAAGCAAAAGAAAGAACUCGAAGAGAAGAUCAAGAAAAAUACAAAUGAUAUCAAUCAUCUUCGUACCCAGGUUAAGAGCACGGAAGAUGAGAACGCUCGUUUAAUUAAGGAGGGAAAGAAAGUGGCUCCUCAAAGAGCAGCGAAGAAGACCCUUCCACCAAAGAAAGGAAACUUUGUAAAUGUGGUGCGUAAAGCUCAGGCGGCUGCAUGGGAGGAGAAAUUUAUGGCAAUGAAGGCCAAGCAGAAGGAAUCUAACAAGAUGAGCGAGGAGCUUAUGAACAAAAUGAACCGAGUCAAGCGCACAGACAGUCCCCUGUUAACCGGGCUCAAGAAGGACAAGAAGGACAAGAAGAAAGAAGAGAAGGAAGCCGCACCAGCCUGGGCCAAGAGCCAGCUGAAGAAGGGAGGCAGCAAACCCUGGGGCGAAGAAAAGAAGAAGGAAGGCGAGAAGAAACCCGACUGGUCAGGACGAGUGGCUCUUAAGAAGACCGAGAAAAAGGAAGGCGUAGAACUGGGCGAGAGCAAGCGCCAGGAUUGGCGGGAAGGUCUGAAGAAAGCUCCGAAAAGUCCUGGUGUCGAAGGCGCUGGUGACCCCGAGUGGAAAGGUGUGAGCCUGCGCACAACUGGCCGACACGACGAAGAUGAUUAAACCUGAAAAACUUGUUUAGGAGUAGGUAGUCUUGCUACAAAAACAAGUUCUCUUAAAGCAUUUUAAAAGCCGAUUUUUUAGGCUCUUUUUGUAUGAAUUUUUUCUAAGCCCGUUAAGCCUUGCCCACGUAAAGAAAUGUAGUUUAGUUGAGCCUGUAGAAGGUGAUUCAAAUGACCGCGAAAGGAAGUAAAAAGGUUUUUUUUUUCGAUGGUUGGUUCCCACCCUCUUACCUCCAUAAAUAUUUCUGAACACGGAUAUUCUAUUUGAAAAUUGAAAUGGCAACUUUGGUUAUAAAGUAGGUUAAAUUCUCCUUACAAGUGAAAUUAGUGCAGGUUAGACAAAUUGCAAUGUUGUAAUGCUGGACGUAUGCGUGAUUCUCGUAGCCUCUUUCACUAAUAAUACAUUGAUGUCUUGAGGAGAAAUUAUGUGCAGAUCUGUGGCCUGAGCGGUGAGCACGAAUUACGACACGUCAUUUAUGGAGAUGAAAGGGUCUUGUGUUAUUCCUUCAAAAAUUCGCCACAAUGUAGUUGUAUCAUUUCGCUGUGGUUCGAUCUACGACUGCAGUCAUACGAGGUCGGAAGGAAACUGGGAACUCGGUAUGGAUAAGAACACUGUUUGGAAUGUUAUGCUCAAAAUCACAAAGUUGUUGUUAGGCUGUGUAAUUCAUUGUUGUGUUUAAUUGUCUUAGUUUCGCAUUUUUAUAUUGUCCUGAACGCCAUGAGAUUUUUUUAAGUGAAAGAUAUUCUGUAAUCGGGCUGCAUUAAAUGUCAGAAUCAUAUCCUUUGUAUGUUUUGUUUACUUUUCUAUAAUUCAAUAAAGCUCGUUUUCUAGCAAACCA